GAUGCUAUAUCGACAGUCUCAGCCUCUUCAAUUCACAUCAGACAUAUCUUCUUCCUAGUUUUGCGUUCGUAUUUUAAAUUGAUAUCGAUACUGAUAUUGACAUUGAUCUCCGAGUAUUGUUAAUUAUAAUCUCAUUGCACGCAGCACAGUCCGUCCUCUUUAUCUCCCAGGUUAGUCGACCUCACUGACCGCUGUCACUCUUCAGCUUGCAGAAAGAUUCUAGAUCACCUCAAAUCAUCAUGGAACACAAAAUGGAACACAAAAUGGAAUACAAACAAUCUUUACCAGUUUUCUCCCAAUCGAUAACACCCCGCAUCAUCAUUCACGGCGGUGCAGGUAAUAUUCUCCCCGCAAACCUUCCACCCGCGAAGUAUAAGCUCUAUCACGACUCACUCCUUCGCAUCAUUUCCAACACUCACUAUUUCCUCACGUCACCAUCCUCCUUUCCUCUUCAUAAAACGUCUUCUUCUACCACCACAGCUCUCGAUGCUGUCACCUAUGCAGUUACACAAUUGGAAGAUAAUCCUUUGUUCAACAGUGGCCACGGUGCAGUUUUCACUCGUGAUGGAAUUAAUGAACUAGAGGCAUCCAUAAUGGUUUCAAGUGGGAAGAAGAAGAGGGGAGUAGGACUUAUGGGAUUACAACACGUCAAAAAUCCAAUUAAGCUCGCGCGCGAGAUGUUAAUACGAGGAGAGCAAGACUUGGAGGGUGGGAAUGGUGAACAUCGAGGGCCGAUGAGUGCUGAAGAGGUCGCAUUCAUGCAAAGCCACGGAGCACAAGGACAUUCACAACUACACAAAUAUUCCGCUGAAAAAUUGGCAAAAGAAUGGGGAUUGGAGCUUGUAGAUGAGAAAUACUUUUUUGUACAAGCAAGGUGGGAUGAACAUAUAUCGGGGUUGAAAAAGGAGAAGGAUAGGAAUGGAAAUGCAUCCUGGGAUGCCCAAGAAUUUAUACCACAAGGAACUUGUGGUGCUGUGUGCCUUGAUGCGGAUGGGGUGCUGUGUGUAGGUACUAGUACUGGAGGCAUGACAAAUAAAUUGACAGGGAGAAUUGGGGACACGCCAACGCUUGGUGCUGGUUUCUGGGCAGAGGAGUGGGAGGAUACAUCGGCGCACGAGGAUCUGCAUCGGCUUCAACAGAUCCGUCGAAGAAUGUACAACCAACGGCCAAUCAUCGCCUUAGGUGAUCAGCUGAAAGGAAUUCUGUCAGAUUGCUUCCCAGGCUUGAGUUUAAGAUCGUACAAUCUGAUUUAUCAAGAAGCGAUGGAAGAUGAAGCUAUGAUGUCCAGGAAACAUAUCAGGGCCACUGCUAUGUCUGGUACUGGAAAUGGUGAUUCUUUCCUCCGCCUUGCAGCUGCAAGAAGUGCAUCGGCAAUUGCUCGAUACCGUCCUGAGACUUCCCUUCAAGCCGCCAUCACAGAAAUAACUGGUCCUGGUGGAGAUCUAGUGAAAUCUGCAGGAGACCGAUGGAAGAAGACGGGUGAAGGAGAAGGAGGUAUCAUUGGAAUUGAAUUACAGGUUGUGGUUGACAACUUUGGUCGGAAGAGGGACGCAGUGAGUCAUGUCGUUGUUGAUUACAACUGCGGAGGUAUGUUCCGCGCGGCUAUCAAUGAAAAUGGAAAAGCUGUGAUGAGAGUAUGGAGACCUGGACAGUACAAUGGCUUGGACAUUUAUACAGGUGAGGGAAAAGAGUAUGAGGUCGCUGAUUGGGUUGAUGCCAAAUGAGGCUUGACAGAGCUAGUCCAUGAGACUAGUUUUAUCAAUAAAUUGCACGAAUUUUGAAGAUUAUUCUCGUCUUCCAAGCUAGAUACAUCUCCAAGACCAGCCAACCAGUCCUAGUGGUUCAUUUUAAUGCAACCUUCACUGAGGACCGGCGAAACUAAAGCUCGAUGUUUUUUUUUUUCAUCUAGGAAGCCACAACACUUAAUUAUCAUUACUUAUAAAGCUAUUCAGCGCCACAAAUAAACCUUACGACUUACAGAGGGCUGUCUACAUGAGAUUAUAGAAAUAAUUUCGAUGGCCCAAUAUUACCCACAAACACACUUUUGCUUUCCUCUACA
This is a messenger RNA of Botrytis cinerea B05.10, 2059 nucleotides long. RefSeq lists its product as hypothetical. NCBI's taxonomy places the organism in Eukaryota, Fungi, Ascomycota, Leotiomycetes, Helotiales, Sclerotiniaceae. The record is from RefSeq and is a predicted model, not a curated record. Bases 240 to 1724 code for a protein of 494 amino acids. The transcript has a single exon. Gene Ontology annotation, molecular function: hydrolase activity.